Molecule: messenger RNA, 258 nt
Organism: Prunus armeniaca (apricot)
Lineage: Eukaryota; Viridiplantae; Streptophyta; Magnoliopsida; Rosales; Rosaceae
Source: the annotation of a GenBank genome assembly
AUGAUUAGCAUUCUUGCUCAGGAGCGUCUUCUGGGCGCUGCACUCGGAAGCAUAUUCACCGGAAUCGUUGUCUUUGAGCAACGCAGAUGCAUCUACAACUCCAUUUCUGGCACCAAAUCUAAAUCCGUCACCCAAUCUCAGAUUAGAGAGCCAAUAUUUGGAAGCAAAUCUCGUGCAGAGUUUGCGCAUCUUUGGAACAAAGCUGUGGACCAGACAUUUCGACCUGUGAUUGAGUCUCUUAGUUCAUCUGGAUGGUAG